GGAUCCAGCCCCGCUCCACUUGCCUUUCGUAUCCGCACCCACGCCACACGCACCUCGGCAAGGACAAGCCUCCGCCCGCCGCCACCGCCUCCGCCCCGCCUAUAAAGCUCCGCCCUUUGCCCGGCCCGCUCCUCCUCUCCCCGUCCGGGCCGCGCCUCUCGCAUCCUUCCUUCGUCCUCGGUCCGCCCUGGCCGCGUGGUGGUCUCCGUUUCGGCCGCCGAUUCCAAGUCCGUCCGCCAGCUCGUGCCCUGCUCCCUCUCCUCUCUGCAUGCGGGGCCGCGCCGCUCCCCGAGGACGCGGGCGGGGGCUCGGCCAAGUGGCGGGCGACCGGCGGCGGGGGCACCGGCGUCGUGCGCCAGCCGCGCGCGCUCGUCCUCGACUCGUCCCUCUCCUCCUCUCGCGUCCGGUGAGGCGACUCGUCCUCGGUUCUUGCCUCUCCUCGUCUCGCGUCCGGUGAGGCAGUUCGUCCUCGGUUCCUACCUCUCCUCCUCUCGCGUCUGGUUCCAUGUUGCUCGUUCUCGCUCGAAUUCGUCCGUCGUUUAGAGUAGAUAGAAGAAUCGCUUCUGAUUUGUUCGAUUCUGCUCGUCCUCAGUUCCUCUGUUCUGAACCGCGUCUGAUUCAGUUGAUUUCGCUCGUCCUCGAUUCGACCGUUUAGAUAGAAAUGCGCGUCCGGUUUGACUUGCUCGUCCUCGCCGUCGUCGUCAGUUCAGAGUCGCGUGUGAUUUGAUUCUUGCCCGUCCUCGCUUUCGCCCUGAUGCUCUCGCGUGUUCUUGGGGAUGUCUCGUCGGGGGUCCGCGACUCUGGGAGGAAGCGAGCGGUCCGUCGGUCGGUUUGGGUCACCGUCUUGUUUGCGAGCUAACCAGUCUGUUCGAGAAACUUGUUCGUGCGCUGCUGUUAUCUGACGAUCCUGCGUUUCAUUUUCGUAGUCGAGCGAUGGUUCCUGCGCUUCUGUUUGAGAACCUUGCGCGUGCGCGUCUGUUACCUGACGACCCUGCGUUUCGUGUUAGCUGUGGAGCGAUGCUUCUUGCGUUUCUGUUUGAGAGACUUGUGCGUGCGCUUCUAUUAUCUUACGAUCCUGCCUGCGUUGUUCGUCGGUUAUUUUCAUAUCUCAAACGCAUGCGCCCUUGUGAUACUCUGGUUUCCCUCUGUCCAUUCUUGUUCUACCGGCAGGCGUGUGUGCUCCCGUCCUAGAUGCAGAGAAUCUUCUUCUUGUCUCUUACGCUUGUUCUUGCUAUCACGCUUUGCUUAUGUUCCAAUAUAUGAUGAUCGAUGAUGCGUGUUCAACUUGUUUCUUGUUAUCAUGCUUUGCUUAUGUUUCAAUAUAUGAUGAUUCGUGUUCAGGGGCGCAAACCAUGUAGGCCGUGGGUACUGUGAUGUGAGGCUUCUUUCCUGCUGAUAAAUUAGGAUGAUAGGCUGAGAAGAAAAGCCUGACUCUUGUAACAAUCACUUGCUUGGUUUCCACUUCUUUGCGUGGCCGAUUUGGCAUCCAAUGCAUCAUAAUCACGUUUUCCCUGCUUGUUUUCAUAUCCAAUGCAUCCACUCAUCAGAGCACCCUUUUCCCUAUUUGUUUUCACUUCUUUUCCUAAUAAUUAAUCAUGUUUACCAAUACUGCAUUUCUACUGCUCUUUGUUCCCUUUUGAAGUUCACCGAUUCAAAUCUGAUGUGACUUCUGUGUUAGUAUACUAGCCAUGAUGUGUUUUAUUCAAGUUAUUAACCUACAAAUUUGGCUUGAGAUGCUACAUGUUUAUAUGGCACGAUUGAUUGUUGUUUGCGUAUGGUUAUUAAGAUUGAUUGAUUGAUUGAUUGCUGUUUGUUGAUUGACUGAUUGGUGUUUGCUGUUUGUUGAUUGAUUGCUUGAUUGCUUGUUGUUUGUUGAUUGGUAUCAAACUUUGGUAUUCGUAGUUCUUGAUCUUAGGUAACAGACCUUGCACUAUUCUUUUUUCUGAACUUUUUUGUGAUUAUGCAAUGCUUUUCUAAGUAUUUAAGGUACAAACAUCUUGAUCUGGACACAUCACAUUUGCUCUUUAUUGUGUUGCUAAGGACACUGAUGGGUUGAGUUGCAUAUAGUGCAGAUAUUGGCACCUGAUAUUUGAAUGGAUGUUUUCAUGAUGCCUAAUUUGAUUCAUUAUCAUUGUUCUGAUGGUGUGCUACUGGUGUUUUAACUGAAGCUGUGGAUCGCUCAUCAACCUGCUGAGCUCUUUCUGGAUAGGACAGAGGUACAAUAUUUACAUCCAUGGCAGAAGGUUCUUAACCCUGAACUCAUCAAAGGUCCUUGGACUCAAGAGGAAGAUGAUAAAAUUAUUGAUCUUGUAAGAAAGUAUGGACCAAGAAAAUGGUCUCAUUGCAAGGACCUGCAGAAGGACCCUCCGACCUUAGCGCAGGAAGGUCCUGUAGGUGAGGACAUGUUCCACUGGCAGGCCAGUAUCAUGGGACCCUUGGACAGCCCGUUUACUGGUGGCCUAUUUUUGGUGAACAUCCAUUUCCCACUGGAUUAUCCCUUCAAGCCCCCGAAGGUCUCUUUCCGCACCAAGGUGUUCCACUUCCACUUUCACCCAAACAUUAACAGCAACGGCAACAUUUGCCUUGACAUUCUCAAGGAACAGUGGAGCCCGACUUUGACCAUAUCAAAGGCCCUCCUGUCAAUCUAUUUGUUGCUGACGGACCCCAACCCCAAUGAUCCUCUGGUGCCUGAGAUUGCUCACAUGUACAAGACUGAUUAGGCCAAGUAUGAGUCCACGACAUGCUCCUCGACACAGAAGUACGCCAUGGGUGGAUGUAUAGGCAAGCAAUGUGGAGAGAGUUCUUCUCAGCUAUAGCUAAAGUCAAAGACGACAAACCAGGUGACUUAUUGGAGUUGCAGGACUAUAAAUCAUCGGUCAUAUGAAUCUUCAUUUGUAAAUAUGACUGCUGGUGCUGCCGAUGAUGCUAGCCAUCGGCUUGGAACUAAUGAGAGACAACCGCUGUUGCCAACUUGAAACAUAUACUUUUUAGAUUCAUAUCGACAUGCCCACGCUGUCUGACGAGGAUAAAGAUGUUAUGAAAAAAUGGGAUGCUCCAAACAAGAUUGACUUCCUAUCUUUCUUAUACAAGGCAUGCAGAAGAUGUGUGGCAAUGUUCUUAUUUCAGAAGUUUGCUCUGCACAAGUGCAACAUGGCUGGAAAACCUGCUGCUGUUACUUGUGUUGUGGACAGUAUGACGGACAACCUAAGGCCUACUCGUGCAGAUGCAACUGAUGUGGCAAAUGCAGUGCUGGAUGCUGCUCAUUACUGCACCCAAACAAACUAUAACUACACAAGCUGUAACAUGAAUCACAAUUGUUUUUAUCUGCAGGCUAAUUGCCAAGUACAGGCCCACCAUGCCAUUCCUCGUCUAAAAACAAAUCAAUUGAAGUGGAGCUUCACAGGGGCAUUUGAAGCAAGACAAUCACUCAUAGUUAGAGGCCUCUUUCCCAUGCUUGCUGAUCCACGUCACCCGGCUGAAUCUACUAGCACUGGAAAUGAAUCAGUGUUGAAGGUUGCUCUUGACCACGGCAAAGCAUCUGGUGUGAUCAAGUCACAUGGCUUACCUUAGCCAGAAUUUCUAUAAGAAUGUCGCUCAUGUUACAUGCCUUGCUUUCUCUAGAACGAAGAUCUGGAUCACCCUCGCCCCUCUAGAGAAAUCAGUUUACUCAUUCAAGUUCUGAAAAUUCUUUAUAGCCUUUUGAGUUUACUUCGGUCUUGCAUGUAUUAGCUUUCUGUUUGUGCCCCUAUUUAUGUAUGUUUCUUGUGUGCAAGUGCUCCAUUCUGUGUGUGUAUGACUUGUGUGUGGCUUGACUUUGUGCGUGUGGCUUGACUCUGUGUGUGUGUGGCUUGACUGUGUGUGUGACUCUGUGUGGCUUGACCAUGUGUGUGUGACUCUGUGUGGCUUGACUAUGUGUGUGUGAUUCUGUGUGGCUUGACUAUGUGUGUGUGAUUCUGUGUGUGCUUGACUCUCUGCUUGUGUGACUCUGUGUGAAUGUUGCAUUUGUUUGAUGGUGUGGCCUGUUUGCUUGCUUGAUGAUUGGUGUGGUUUAACACUGCCUUUGCCG
Triticum aestivum (bread wheat) is the source of this 4066-nucleotide messenger RNA. Its product is annotated as pyruvate kinase 1, cytosolic. The record is from RefSeq and is a predicted model, not a curated record. The transcript is spliced from 18 exons. Lineage: Eukaryota; Viridiplantae; Streptophyta; Magnoliopsida; Poales; Poaceae. Gene Ontology annotation, molecular function: pyruvate kinase activity; potassium ion binding; magnesium ion binding. Gene Ontology annotation, biological process: glycolytic process. Bases 3004 to 3570 code for a protein of 188 amino acids.